Messenger RNA from Diatraea saccharalis (sugarcane borer), 2063 nucleotides. The record is from the annotation of a GenBank genome assembly. NCBI's taxonomy places the organism in Eukaryota, Metazoa, Arthropoda, Insecta, Lepidoptera, Crambidae.
ACAAUUCAAAUAAUAUUCUUAUAUACUUAAGUUUCUUGUAUUUUUACACAUUAAAUAAUAUAUUUAUGUAUAAAAAUGCAAAAAAAAGGAAUUUAUUAAGUUUAGGAUUUGUCUAUUCAUUCUUUUUUCAGGAGGAACCUGAGCAUAUGCGAAAAUUAUUUAUUGGUGGAUUAGACUACAGAACUAAUGACACAUCUUUGAAAGAGUUUUAUGAGCAAUGGGGAGAAAUUGUAGAUGUUGUUGUAAUGAAAGACCCCCAAACCAAAAGAUCAAGAGGUUUCGGAUUCAUCACAUAUUCUAAAGCUCAUAUGGUUGAUGAUGCUCAAAAUAAUCGACCUCAUAAAAUUGAUGGAAGAAUUGUUGAGCCUAAAAGAGCAGUGCCUAGAGAAGAAAUCAAUCGGCCAGAUGCAAGUGCUACUGUAAAAAAGCUAUUUGUUGGAGGGUUAAAACAAGAUAUUGAAGAGGAAGACUUAAGAGAAUACUUUAGCUCAUAUGGCAAUAUUGUUUCUGUUAGUCUAGUCACUGAAAAAGACACUGGCAAGAAAAGGGGUUUCGGUUUUGUAGAGUUUGAUGAUUAUGAUCCUGUUGAUAGAAUUUGUUUGCAGCAAAACCACAAAGUCAAGGGCAACCGCCUCGAUGUGAAGAAAGCAUUGUCUAAAUCAGAAAUGGGUGGAGGUGGUGGUGGUGGAGGUGGUAGGCGCGGUGGCCGCGGAGGAGGGGGUGGUGGCGGUGGUGGCGGCUGGGGCCGUCAGAAUCAACAAGACUGGGGCAAUAAUGAUGGAGGUUAUAAUUCAGGAUAUGGACAAGGUGGUUGGGGUAACCAAAGUCCGUGGGACUCCAACAACCAAGGCAACUGGGGAAAUCAAGGUUAUGGGGACCAGGGCAAUUGGGGACAACCAUCCAACAGUUUUGGUGGUGGUUACCAACAGGGUUUCAGCGGAGGACCCAUGCGUGGUAACUUCAAUACGUCGAGGUCGCAGCCUUACAAUGCCGGUGGAGGAGGUGGUGGUUAUUCUUCCGGCGGAUUCAACAGCAACGCGCCUGCUGGCGGGAACCAGCGCGGCCGGUUUUAAAUCUUCACAAUAUUUAUUUUGUCCCAAGUUGCGCUUAGUUGAAGCUAGGCAGGCAGACGGUAGUUAGAGGGAGGUAGGCGCUGAUCUAGCUAGUGAGGGACGAGAAGGACUUAGUGAAGCGGCAUUAGCCAUAAUAUACUUAUUUACACCUACAGUAAGGUUGGUACAAAGGUACUGUAGGCUCUACUACAUAUAUUCAUAUCUCUAAUGGUCUUAGUAAUUUACACGAAUCACAGUUUUUACAUUUGAUAUGUCACGAUGUUACGCACGACUCUUUAUGUUAGCGAUAUUUCACAGUUAAAACUUCGGCUUGUUACUGUUCCUUGUAAUAUUUCAGAUUCUUUGUAAAAGCUGUUGAUUGCAGGCAAUAUUUACGUUACUAGUCCUUAAGGAGAAAAUAAUUAUAGUUUAUUAUGUUAAUUAAGGGUAUAAUUUCAAAAUUUUUAUCUUAUAAUUUUAUUAUUGAUGAUAGCUGUAACAUUCCAAAUCUUUUGAAGGCGAAUGAAGAGGAAUUUUCGUUAUAAAUAAAUACAUUACGCAUUGAUAAAACCUAUAUAGCUAUCAAAACAAUUAUAUUCAAAUAGUGCUUGACGCAUAAAUAUUAAAUAUAAUAUAUAAUAAUAUUUUAUAUACUUCUUGAUGUUAGUUAAGUGUAACAAGUUGUAAUAACUUUGAAUUCUAUAUUGUAAUGAUGACAAUUUGUAAUUGUUCCAUUGUUGUGGUAUAGGAAUGAGUUUAAAAAAAAAUUACUCAGAUAUAAAAUGUUAAAAUGUAUGUAACAUUUCUUUUUUAAGUAUUAUGCCGUUUCAAUGUUUUAUUUUUUUCGUUAAAUAGAUAUUUGGUCCAGGUUUUAUUGUAAGGUGUGAAGAUUAUAUAUUUCUUUCUUGUUAUUUUACGUGUAAUAUGUGUGUGCUUAUAAUUAAAUAACUAUUUUCCAUGGACUAUUCUAAUGUGGACGAGACGACUCGGUGGAAAAGGCCGUGGUAAGUU